This is a messenger RNA of Vanrija pseudolonga, 1116 nucleotides long. RefSeq lists its product as uncharacterized. The record is from RefSeq and is a predicted model, not a curated record. Lineage: Eukaryota; Fungi; Basidiomycota; Tremellomycetes; Trichosporonales; Trichosporonaceae. The transcript has 4 exons. Bases 1 to 1116 code for a protein of 371 amino acids.
AUGUCAGCGCUGAAAAGGUGCGUCAGCGGCACAACUGCCGAGCUUACGCCCAGGCCAGCCGCAGCCCUCGCGGCACUCAUCUGCGCCGUCCUCUCCGGCGCGCUGUCCGCCUGGGCGGGGUGGAAGGCGAGCCAGGUGCACCGUUCAGCCGACAGCACGCCAGGCGUGAUGGAGAUCCCGGCGAGCGCGGUGCUGGGGGUUGCGUGCUUUGUGUAUCUCUGGGCGAUGGGCGCGAUUGCCAGUCGCGCACGCCACGCCCACCCCCUGCUCUUCGCCUUCACGGCCUUCUUCGGCCCCGCGGGCGCCAUCUACACCAUCGUGCUGGCCGCCAUGAACCUCGUGCACCGGCGCGACCGCGUGCUCUGGGACACGUGUGUGUCCGAGCUGGGCAACAAGACCGAGACUGCCGAGUGCGACCGCGAAUGGCACAACCUCUGGCGGCCGUUGACUAUCGCUGCUAUCGCUGCGGCUGGCCUGCUGAUCGUCCUGACGGCCUACGUCCUCGCGUACCUCCGCCAUAUCAACGCGGUGCACGCGGCCAAGCGGCGCACCGAGAACUGGAUCGAGAAGGACGCGCUGCGGCGGGACGCGGGCAUCGGGCGGCUGGUGAUCACGCACCACGUGCCGUCGCCGUCGUACACGGAGACGAGUCUGCCCAUCUCGCCGGCGUCGACGGCGCACCUCAACCCGCACCCUGCGAGCCCGAGCCCGAGCGCGACACCAUACACGCCAUACUCGCAGCAGCGGUACAUCCCGCACUCGCGCAGCCAGAUGUCGGGCGUGUCUGCGUCGCUGUCGGGCCACCACGGCCCGGCGUACGCGCCAAGCGAGACAGUGACCUACUACGACGACUUUAGCGAGACGAUGCACUCGGAGAGCGGCGACGCGCGCGCGCUCGACGAGCGCCUUGCCGGCGGCGCAGGCGGCAUGCGCUCCCCGCCCCUGCCGGUCGUCGACGUCGACCGCGAGUUCCAGGAGUACAUGUCCGCGUCGGGCCACUCGCGCUCCUACUCGCGCGGCACGACGGCUACGGGGUACUACUCGGCGUCGGCGCACUCGGGGUACUACUCUGACGAGGCGGAGCCGCGCACGAGCAAGGUCGGGCGGGCGUUCUAG